UGCAUUUUAUUUGAAAUGAAAAUCGUUUAUAAAUAUAGUAUUCUUAUUGACAACUUAAGAAAAUAUAAUUAAAAAUAUAUAUAUCAAUCAAGUCAGAAAUUAUUAAAGAAAUGAAGUGAGUGUGUCAAUUUCUUAUAAAAAAAAAAAAAAUUAUUAGAAGUGUCAAGUGACAUUUAAAAUUAACAGUGGUAUAAAUAUAGAUUUAGCCCAUAUGAGCCAUUAUUAAAGCUCAUAGAGUUUGACCCAAAAUCCAAAUUCAGUCUGACCCGUUUAUUUAGAUAAACCCUGUAACUAAAAAUCUCCAGCAGCCGCCCGUCCUCUUCCGCUCCACACCGUGAGCGGCUCUCUACAUGCUACACAGAGUAAUCCGAGUCGCUAAAACCAUGGAAGGUUUGAUUUCGUCUGGAAACUUGUUUCGGAAGCACCGAAUCUGUGAUUUGGAGUUGAAAUUGAUUGAAAUUUUGUCAAAAAUUUCAAUUAAAUUUUCCUCUAAUUUCAAAUCCAAGUCAUUGAUUGGUGCUCCAAAUGCAACAACUUUGUGGUGGAGGCAACUUCUUUUUCUUUCUUGUCUAUGGAAAUCGGAUUUCAUAGCUGGUGCUUUGAGAAGAAGAAUGAGUGACCUUGAGGCUGGAGGCAGCCGCUCCGGCUUGAUGACCAAUAAUACUAAGCAAGACCGUCAAAGAUUGAGAGCUACUCAUCUUUCCGAAUCUGCUAGGAAAGAAGAAAAUGUUCUGUCACCUGGUCCUUAUGAUAUUGGACAAGAGGCACUUUUGUCAUUGACGAGGGAAUAUGAUUUGUCUGCUUUGCAGCAAUAUGGAGGGUUCUAG
Cornus florida is the source of this 827-nucleotide messenger RNA. RefSeq lists its product as uncharacterized. NCBI's taxonomy places the organism in Eukaryota, Viridiplantae, Streptophyta, Magnoliopsida, Cornales, Cornaceae. The transcript is spliced from 5 exons. The coding region runs from base 351 to 827 and encodes 158 amino acids. The record is from RefSeq and is a predicted model, not a curated record.